Corylus avellana is the source of this 887-nucleotide messenger RNA. The record is from RefSeq and is a predicted model, not a curated record. NCBI's taxonomy places the organism in Eukaryota, Viridiplantae, Streptophyta, Magnoliopsida, Fagales, Betulaceae.
GAAGAACAGAGUGACCAGCAGAAUAAACAUGGCUUCCUUCAAAUUUUCCACAUGCCUUCUGAUCACUCUCUCCCUCCUAACCUUUCUUAGCCUCACCGCCGAAGCAGCACCCACUUAAGCUGAUCACACCUGCUCAAACUGCAGCUUUUUUACUCCCAACAGCACCUACCAAACCAACCUCAACGAAGUCAGCGUCAACCUCCGCCUCUCCGCUCUUUCCUCUAACGCCACCCGCCGCAACGGCUUCUACACAACCAAGGCCGGCCAGGACCCUCCCGACGUAGUCACCGGCCGUUUUCUCUGCCGCGGGGAUCUCACCCCGGACCUCUGUGAAAUCUGCAUCUCUACUGCCAUGAGAGAUAUAAGAAAUCGCUGCCCCGCCGACAAGGUGGGGCUAAUCUGGUACGACGAGUGCACGUUACAGUACUCCAACGAGUCCUACCUGAACGACCAGGUGCCCUUCCAGAUCUUGCCAACCACCAGCCAGAACGUCGUUGAGCUGGACCGCUUCAACACGCUGGUGUCCACCACCAUGAAGUCGUUGGCGACACAAUCCGCGAAUUCUCAAUCGGGCAAGAAGUUCGCGGCGGAGGUAGUAAACUUCACGAGCUCACAGAGGCUGUACUGCAUGGUGCAGUGCUCGCCUGAGAUGGACGCCGAUCUGUGUAUGAGUUGCUUGCAAAGCACCAUAGGCUCUCUUCCUCAGUGCUGCACGGGAAAACAAGGCGGAAAGGUUCUGCUUCCGAGCUCUAAUAUUAGAUACGAGUUGUUUCCAUUUUACAGUCUGACAACAGUAUUUCCUGGACCUCCUUCUCUUCCUCCAGGUACUUAAUUAAUAAAAAGCACAGCACUGACCUCAGUAUCAUCAGUACGUAGUUUGCUCACUG